This is a messenger RNA of Oxyura jamaicensis (ruddy duck), 2255 nucleotides long. It is a transcript of the gene TOP1MT, whose product is annotated as DNA topoisomerase I mitochondrial. Bases 141 to 1922 code for a protein of 593 amino acids. Gene Ontology annotation, biological process: DNA replication; DNA topological change. Gene Ontology annotation, molecular function: DNA binding; DNA topoisomerase type I (single strand cut, ATP-independent) activity. Gene Ontology annotation, cellular component: mitochondrial nucleoid; chromosome. The transcript has 14 exons. NCBI's taxonomy places the organism in Eukaryota, Metazoa, Chordata, Aves, Anseriformes, Anatidae. The record is from RefSeq and is a predicted model, not a curated record.
GACACGGUGCCGGUGGCUUCUCCUGGCAACGCUUUGGGCAAUGCCACCCUGCCCCGGCGGGUAGUGGGGUGCUGGGGUGGGAUGCUGGGGGGCGACCGUGGCACCCACCGGCCUCGCCAGCUCUGGGGGCACAGGGUGGCAUGUACUGGCGUCUCACCACCUCGCUGCUUGGUCGGGGGGUCCCUCGCCCACGGAUUGUCCCCGCCAGCUUCCGUGCAGGCUCGGGGGCCCGCAGCAGGUGGGAAGAGGAGAAGACAGCCGACGGGGUGAAGUGGACACAGCUGGAGCACCGAGGACCCUACUUCGCCCCCCUCUACGAGCCGCUGCCCGACGAUGUGCAGUUUUACUACAACGGCAAACCCCUGAAGCUGAGCCUGGCCACGGAGGAGAUUGCUACCUUCUAUGCCAAAAUGCUUGAUCACGAGUACACCACCAAGGAGAUCUUCCAGAACAACUUUUUUAACGACUGGAGGAAGGAGAUGACCCCUGAGGAGCAGAAGAUAAUCAAGCACCUGGACAAGUGUGACUUCAGAGAGAUCCACAAGUACUUUGUAGACAAAAACGAGGCACGGAAAGCACUCCCCAAAGAGGAGAAGCAGAAACUGAAGGAGGCAGCAGACAAGAUCCAGGAAGAGUACGGGUACUGCAUCCUCGAUGGGCACCGGGAGAAGAUAGGCAACUUUAAAACUGAGCCUCCGGGGCUCUUCCGUGGCCGUGGUGACCACCCCAAAAUGGGCAUGCUCAAGAAGAGGAUCAUGCCAGAGGAUGUGGUCAUCAACUGCAGCAAGGACUCCAAGAUCCCCGAACCGCCUGCGGGCCACAAGUGGAAGGAGGUGCGCUUUGACAACACGGUCACCUGGCUGGCCUCGUGGACCGAAAACAUCCAGAACUCCCUGAAGUACAUCAUGCUGAACCCCAGCUCCAAGCUGAAGGGGGAAAAAGACUGGCAGAAGUACGAGGUAGCCCGGAAGUUAAAGGAUGUUGUCCACAAAAUCCGGGCUGACUACCAGGCCGACUGGAAGUCCAAGGAGAUGAAGAAGCGGCAAAGAGCAGUGGCCCUCUACUUCAUUGAUAAGCUGGCCCUGCGAGCAGGCAAUGAGAAAGAGGAAGGGGAGACUGCGGACACAGUUGGCUGCUGCUCCCUGCGCGUGGAGCACAUCAAGCUGCACCCCGAGCUGGACGGGCAGGAGCACGUGGUGGAGUUCGACUUCCUUGGGAAAGACUCCAUCCGCUACUACAACAAAGUGUCGGUGGAGAAGCCGGUGUUCAAAAACCUGCAGCUGUUCAUGAAGAACAAGGACCCAGGAGAUGACCUCUUUGAUAGGCUCACUACGGUCAUCUUGAACAAACACCUCCAGAAUCUGAUGAAUGGUUUGACGGCCAAAGUCUUCAGGACCUACAAUGCCUCCAUCACACUGCAGGAGCAGCUCAAGGCUCUCACUAACCCUGAAGACAGCGUUGCAGGAAAGCUGCUCUCCUACAACCGAGCUAACCGAGCUGUGGCCAUCCUGUGCAACCAUCAGAGGUCCACGCCAAAAACCUUUGAGAAGUCAAUGCAAAACCUGCAGAGUAAGAUUGAUGCCAAGAAGCAACAGCUGGAGGAAGCCGAAAAAGAGCUGAAAAAAGCUGAAGAUGAGUUUGAAGAGACAAAAGAUGCCAAAGCAGAGGCCAAUAUACGGAAGAAAAAGAAGCUGCUGGAGCGUCUAAAAGAGCAGCUGGCCAAGCUGAAUGUCCAGGCCACAGACAAGGAGGAGAACAAGCAAAUAGCUCUGGGCACGUCCAAGCUGAAUUACCUGGACCCCAGGAUUAGCAUCGCUUGGUGUAAGAAGUUUGGUGUGCCCAUUGAGAAGAUCUACAACAAGACGCAAAGGGAGAAGUUUGCCUGGGCGAUCGACAUGGCCGAUGAGGACUUUGAAUUCUGAGAAAGCGCCUUUCUCCAUUACCUCACGCUCAUUUGGUGCUGUUUGAUAACUUUUUUUUACAUGCUGCAGCAGUUGUUGAAGAUACGGGGUGCUUGCCCAAAGGAAGUUUGAUCUAUGCAUUUCAUACUGUUUUUUUGGUAUAAAAACUAGAAACCAGAUGUUUAAAACAACUGACUUGUGACACUCGUUCUGAGUGCAGUUACUUUGCUGUGAACUUUUAAUUCCUCUCCAGAGCUGCCAAGUGCUCUGGAUCUCUUCUUUCCUCCUCCUUAAGAGUCUGGGAAGAAGAUUGAGAGCCUUAACAGUGCCAAUAAAUGAGAUUAGAGAGUCUAA